UCAUGGAGCCUUCUCAGAAAGCUGAAGAGGAUGAACAAUCAAUACAUACGCCGAGAAGUCUUCUGUUGUGAAACUUGUCAUGAGCUCAAAAGCUUCUGGGAGAAAGAAAUUAGCAAACAGACUGGUUACCGGGAACUGGAGGAAGAUCGCCAGGGAAGGAGUGCCCUGAGAAAGCUCAGAGAAGAAUGGAAGCAGAGACUGGAGAAAAGGCUGGGGAUGCUGGACAAUCCUGAUGGGAAGGAAAAGCAGGCAAACACUGUGGGCUGAGAGCUUCCUGCCUCAUCCGCUUCAAAGAUAACAAGCCACCAAGGGCACUUUUCUAAGAGAAAAAACUAGCACCCAAAUUAUGUUGACUUACUAAGCAGGAUACUCUCUAUUUGCUCUCCCAUUUGUGAGGCGAUUUACAUGUGAAACCUCCCCCAGUGCUAAUGGGAGUCUUUAUCCAACUCAAUCCUCCCUGCCGCAGAGGACAGGAUGACCUCCAAAGGGAUAAGAAGCUCGGGUUAUCUAAUAUAAAAAUCUCUUUGAGUUAACAUGAAAUGUAAUUUAUUUCCACAUUUUCUUCUCAUUUAAAAAAUCUUAUUUUAUCCAAGCUUACCAGGGGCAAUGACCUUGUUGGGAAACUGGCUUACCUAGGUCUUCUGGAAAAACAUAGUCAUACAAUCUGUUUUCCUGUUCUCCCUUUUUUGUGAAGACAGAAAUGCUACUGCUUACAGAAAGAAAGCUGUUAUUAUGAAAAGAGUAAUUUUUUAGCAUUAUGGUUUGAAAAUGAACUGAACUAAAUUAU
Messenger RNA from Balaenoptera ricei (Rice's whale), 787 nucleotides. It is a transcript of the gene FAM240B, whose product is annotated as family with sequence similarity 240 member B. The transcript has 3 exons. The record is from RefSeq and is a predicted model, not a curated record. Lineage: Eukaryota; Metazoa; Chordata; Mammalia; Artiodactyla; Balaenopteridae. The coding region runs from base 31 to 267 and encodes 78 amino acids.